AUGGUCCAGGCCCUGGGAGCGCAGAGAAUGGGACAGAAGGCACAGGUGGACGGAGGUGCAGGAAAGCAGGCACGGGUUCCUGAACUGCCCUCUGGCUUCCCCCAGCAUGUGACUGUGGAGACCCCUACCCCGGCGCCUGAGGACAGCCACUGGAGCCUGGUGCCAAGCUUGGUGAAGAAGCUGGUGGGGUCGCUGGUGGCCAGGACCAGAGACAGGGGGCAGCAGUUCUGGCGCCCUGGUACCCUCCAUCUGCAAGACCUGGGUCCCCGCACGCAGGCCUGGUUUGCUAGCUCCAGGAACAGCCUCCUUAGCAAGGCCCAGGGCCUGUGCCUCAAGAUUCUGUGUGGGACAGAGGAUGUGGCCUUAGCACGCUCCACCACCACUCCCCGGGGAGUUAAUGAGUAG
Ochotona princeps (American pika) is the source of this 405-nucleotide messenger RNA. RefSeq names its product apolipoprotein C4 (gene APOC4). The record is from RefSeq and is a predicted model, not a curated record. NCBI's taxonomy places the organism in Eukaryota, Metazoa, Chordata, Mammalia, Lagomorpha, Ochotonidae. Gene Ontology annotation, cellular component: high-density lipoprotein particle; very-low-density lipoprotein particle. The transcript has 4 exons. The coding region runs from base 1 to 405 and encodes 134 amino acids. Gene Ontology annotation, biological process: triglyceride homeostasis; positive regulation of triglyceride storage.